AGAACGGGGCUUCUCGUGUCUUCGUUUGCUUCGACAUAAAACUCCCGCCAAAAUCCCUCUGUUGCCGCCGGCUUUUACAGAUGUAUGGAGCCACCGGUGAGAGCUGGAGCGCCGCCAGUGGCUCCGUCGACACCAGCGACGUCGGGAAAAUACUCGCCAUUUACUUCCCCGAGGCGGAGGUAUCGGCCGACGACGACAAUUUUAGGCUGACGAUCCAGCUCAUCCGGUUUCUCUCGACUCCUCCCGGUCAAAACCUCGCUUCUCAGGUGAGGGAUGAUAGUGGCUUGUCCAUCUUGCCACUUGAUUUUCAACAGUUUCAGAAAUUGUGUGACAUCAAGCUGUUUUACGAGCUACUAGAGGAAAAGAAGAAACCUAAAGAAGCUCUAUUAUGCAUGAGUGCUGCGGUGCACAAGGUCCUCAUGGCCAUAGAAGAUAGUGACAGAUCAGAGGUUGACAGGAAAAUUAAUAUUCGUUUGUACAACUAUCCUGAAUCUAUGAUUGCUCUAAAAAAUCUUAAAGCGGCUUACAUUGACAAGCUUGUGUCUUUGCGUGGUACCGUGGUAAAAGUUAGCACUGUGAAGCCUUUAGUGGUGGAGAUGAGUUUUGAUUGUGCAAAGUGCAAAUCCUGCAUUAAGCGUAUUUUCUCGGAUGGAAAAUUUUCACCACCAGCAAAAUGCACUUUGCAUGGAUGCAAGAGCAGAACUUUUGUUCCAAUUCGAUCUACUGCCCAUGCGAUAGAUUUUCAAAAGAUAAGGCUGCAAGAGCUUUUGAAGUCUGAAAGUCAUGAAGAAGGUCGGGUCCCUCGCACUGUUGAAUGUGAACUGACUGAAGAUCUCGUUGAUGCGUGCAUCCCUGGAGAUGUGGUGACUGUAACUGGAUAUGUGAAAGUAAUAAACAAUUAUAUGGACAUUGGGGGAGGGAAAUCGAAGACCAAAAAUCAAGGAUUCUACUACCUGUACUUAGAAGCAGUUUCAGUAAGAAAUUCCAAGUCACAAUCUAAAACUGAGGACUCGCGAGAUCCUGUUUCUGAUACUAGAACGACGGAGCUGUUUGACUUGUUCUCAUUUACUACACGGGAUUUAGAAUUUAUUGUCAAGUUCUAUGAGGAAUACUCGUCUGAUAUCUUCCGCCAACUACUACAGUCCAUUUGUCCAUCCAUCUAUGGACAUGAGCUUGUUAAAGCGGGAAUCACACUAGCACUCUUUGGAGGUGUGCAGAAGCAUUCAAUGGAUCAGAACAAGGUCCCUGUAAGAGGAGAUAUUCAUGUCAUUAUAGUUGGUGAUCCUGGUCUAGGUAAGAGCCAACUCCUGCAAGCAGCAGCAGCUGUUUCUCCAAGAGGGAUAUAUGUGUGUGGUAAUGCCACAACCAACGCUGGCCUCACUGUUGCUGUUGUAAAGGAUGCCAUGACAAGUGACUAUGCCUUCGAGGCUGGUGCAAUGGUGCUUGCGGACCGUGGCUUAUGUUGCAUUGAUGAAUUUGAUAAGAUGUCUGCAGAGCACCAGGCCUUACUGGAAGCCAUGGAACAACAAUGUGUCUCCAUUGCAAAAGCUGGACUAGUUGCAAGUUUAUCUGCACGCACUUCAAUCUUAGCAGCCGCAAAUCCAGUUGGAGGACAUUAUAACCGUGCGAAGACAGUGAACGAAAACUUGAAAAUGAGUGCUGCUCUCCUUUCAAGAUUUGAUCUUGUUUUCAUAUUACUUGAUAAACCUGAUGAGUUAUUGGAUAAACAAGUAUCAGAGCACAUCAUGUCGCUGCAUGCUGGCUAUGGAGAACAUUUACCAGUGGCUAAAAAGCCUAUUGAAGAUUCCCCUGCUUCAUCAAUCAAAGCAUUGCACAAUGUGCGGCCAGUAAAUCUAGGUGUAAAAGGCUCUUUAGUUUCAAGAUUAAGACUUGACCCAAGAGAGAGCAGUGAGUUUGUUCCGUUGCCAGGUCCACUUAUUCGCAAAUAUAUUGCUUAUGCAAGAUCUUAUGUCUUCCCAAGGAUGUCAAAACCUGCAGCAGAAAUUCUGCAAAAGUUCUAUCUGCGAUUAAGAGAUCACAAUACUUCAGCUGAUAGCACACCAAUAACAGCCAGGCAACUUGAAAGUCUGGUGAGAUUGGCAGAAGCUCGUGCUCGGGUAGAUUUAAGAGAAGAAAUAACUGUUCAGGAUGCUUUGGAUGUCGUUGAAAUCAUGAAAGAAUCCCUGUAUGAUAAGUACAUGGAUGAACAUGGUUUUGUGGAUUUUGGUCGAAGUAGUGGGAUGAGUCAACAGAAAGAGGCAAAACGUUUUUUAUGUGCCCUCAAUAAGCAGUCAGAGUUGCAGCAGAAAGAUUGCUUCUCAAUAUCUGAGAUUUACAGUCUGGCAGAUAGAAUUAGCCUUAGAGUUCCGGAUAUUGACACCUUUGUAGACAACCUAAAUAGUGUUGGUUAUCUACUCAAGAAAGGGCCAAGAACCUAUCAGGUGCUGUCCUCAUCUUACUCCAAGAGUCAAUUGUCCAGGGCGAGGGGCUAACUUGCAUGCUUUUGAGCAGGUCAAAAGUGUUUUACUUGCGUUGCCUCGUUAUUGAAAGAGGACUUUAGUGCAUGUGAGCCUAUUUUUGUGCAUGCUUGUGUGCUAUCUGGGGAAUUUCAUUUGUAAACAUUUUAUUAAGUUGUCAUGUAUACUGAUACGGGCCAAUUAAGCAUAGCAAAAGUGCUUGGGUCUGUCUUACACUUCU
Rhodamnia argentea is the source of this 2697-nucleotide messenger RNA. Its product is annotated as probable DNA helicase MCM8. Gene Ontology annotation, cellular component: MCM complex; nucleus. The transcript has 17 exons. NCBI's taxonomy places the organism in Eukaryota, Viridiplantae, Streptophyta, Magnoliopsida, Myrtales, Myrtaceae. The coding region runs from base 81 to 2492 and encodes 803 amino acids. Gene Ontology annotation, molecular function: ATP hydrolysis activity; ATP binding; single-stranded DNA helicase activity. The record is from RefSeq and is a predicted model, not a curated record.